Hirundo rustica (Barn swallow) is the source of this 4227-nucleotide messenger RNA. Its product is annotated as solute carrier family 2, facilitated glucose transporter member 11-like. The coding region runs from base 415 to 1905 and encodes 496 amino acids. The record is from RefSeq and is a predicted model, not a curated record. Lineage: Eukaryota; Metazoa; Chordata; Aves; Passeriformes; Hirundinidae. Gene Ontology annotation, molecular function: hexose transmembrane transporter activity. Gene Ontology annotation, cellular component: membrane. The transcript is spliced from 12 exons. Gene Ontology annotation, biological process: monosaccharide transmembrane transport.
UCCUACAUUGUGUUCCAGGACAAAUACAAUCAGGAAAGAAAAAAACCUGUAGUUCACUCCUGCUUUGAUCACACUUAAUCAGAGAAGUGAUACUGGUAGGUGUGUCAGAUGCUCUGAGAAGGAAUUGGUGUUGUAAACCACCAAGAGGGUUUAGACAGAUCUGGAUCUUGGAGAAUCAUUUCCCUGGGGUGUCAUGGGCUUUCAACAAAAUGAAUUGAACUCUCUUGCUAAUGAACAUGCAGCUCAGUUUUGGGAAUGUAAAUUAGCUGGCAAAACACCUGCCAAAUCAAGUGUCUUAUCCUAGCGUAAUAGGUGACUAAAUACACAUUCCUAUGCUGGAGAUUUAUAUAAUCCUUUAGAGCACCGUGAGAGGAACAGAGGCUUUGGCAGACAAAGGAAAAGCUACGAAAGAGGAUGAACAAGCUGCAGAGACUGCUUCAGAACAAGAUCCUGAUCCUGACAAUAUGUGCUGCUGGGAUCGGAGGCACCUUCCAGUACGGUUACAACAUCUCCAUCAUCAAUGCCCCAGCCUCAUACAUCCAGAUGUUCAUGAACACGACCUGGCUGGAGCGCAUGGGAGUUCCCCUGGAGAGCAACGUGAUCCUGCUGCUCUGGUCCUUCACUGUCUCUGCCUACCCCCUGGGAGGCCUCGCUGGGGCUGUGGCUGCUGGUCCCAUGGCCAUCAUGCUGGGCAGGAAGAUGUCCCUGCUGUUGAACAACGUCUUUGUGAUCAUAGCUGCAACUUUGUCCGGCUUCAGCCGAAUGGCCAAAUCCUUUGAAAUGAUUAUGCUCAGCAGAUUUUUUACUGGCGUGAAUGCAGGUGUAAGCAUGAACAUUCAGCCCAUGUACCUGGCAGAGAGUGCCCCAAAGAAGCUCAGAGGAGCUGUGGCCUUGACCUCUGCAUCAUUUACAGCCCUGGGGCUGGUGCUGGGGCAGGUCGUUGGACUCAGGGAGCUCCUAGGAGGGGAGGAGAGCUGGCCAUUCCUUUUAGCAAGCAAUGUGAUUCCUGCCCUGAUCCAGCUCACAGCUCUGCCUUGGUUCCCUGAAAGUCCCAGAUAUCUUUUGAUUGACCGUGGGGACAAAGAAUCCUGCAUCUCUGCACUGCAGAAACUCAGAGGCACCAGUGACCUGAGUGCAGAGCUGGAAGAGAUGCUGGCAGAACAGGCUGCUGUGAAAGGCCAGAGAGCGAAGAACCCCUGGGAGCUGUUCCAGAAUCCAGCUCUGAGGUGGCAGGUGUUGAGCAUCGUGGUGCUGAGCAGUGCCAUGCAGCUCUGCGGGAAUGAUUCGAUGUAUUUUUACGCAGCUUAUGUGUUCAAAGAGGCUGGAAUUCCCCAGGACAAAAUCCCCUAUGUUGUAAUCGGCACGGGAAGCUGUGAGCUGAUCACUUCUGUCACUUGUAACAUGAUUAUAGACUACGCUGGUCGAAGGCCGCUGCUGCUGGGGGGAUAUAUCUUCAUGGCAGGAUGGGCCAUUGUCUUCAUGGUGGCUCUGAGCCAGCAGACUCAGAUUAGCUGGAUGCCUUAUCUCAGCAUGGCCUGCAUUUUCGCCUAUAUCCUGAGCUUUGGAAUCGGACCAGCCGGUGUAACAGGAGUUCUGCCCACAGAGGUUUUUGAUCAAAUGUCCCGACCAGCAGCUUACAUGAUCUGUGGCUCCCUGCUCUGGUUCAACCUGUUUCUGGUUGGAACAGCCUUUCCAUUCAUUGUGAAAAGUCUAGCACAUUUCUGCUACAUCCCCUUCCUUGUGGUCUGUGUCUGCACUGCCCUCUACGUUUGGUUUUUCCUGCCUGAGACAAAGGGAAAGUCCUUCCUGGAAAUCUCGGAGGAGUUCAGGAAACGGAACUUCAAAACUAAGACACGUGCAGGUUUCUAUAAAGGCCCCGAGGAGAUCAAAAUCACCACAUUGUAGCAGAAGAAUGGAAGAUGGUAUCUGGGGGAAUUCUGCAGUGAAUUCAGCAGUGCCUAUGUGUCCUUGCUGGGACACAAAGAGAGAAGUUAGGGACAAUGUAUUACUCUUACUGUUGAAAACAUACACUUGAACUGAUAAAUCCAAGCAAAAGUUCAAUAAUCUGUUUUCAGCUUUUAGUACUGAGUAACAUGUACAUUUUAGAAUCCAUAUCAGAGAGUGACGGGAUGAUGCCUUAUUCCCUUAUCAUUAUACAACACUAUGUAAUGCUUUAGAAAAUGCCUUCAGAAUUUCUCCAAACAGUAACUUCCAUCUCAGAAGUGCUUCUUUCCUUGCCCCUGAAUCUGGGCUUUCUAACACAGAAAUUAAUGCGAUUAAAUUCUGUUUUCAGACACCAGAUGAAAUUUUCAGUACCUCGUCUUGGUGCUCCUGUUGUUUCUGUUAUUAAGUGAUUUCAAAUAGACCCCUGCUUGUUAAGCAAUAGUGAGCAGUUCAUUAUUUUCAGCUAUAAGAACAUGUGACAGAUGGAUUAGAAAGAAAGCUUCUAGCACUUGCUAAGUGGCUUAUUAUACAACAGACUUUUGGGCAUUGUUUUGCAGAUUAUUUAUUCUGGACUGGUUUUCUUCAUGGCUUGCUUGUUGUCUUCCAGUUGUACGUUGGAAAGCACAAGUAAUUCUCUGGUCCAGUUUAUCCUGCUCCCACAGACACUGCUGGUGCAUCUUGAAGGGUUUUGCACCUGUGCUCUGCUGAGGUUAGGUGUGGUGAGGAGCUGGCAUAGCAGCAGUUUGUUUUGGAUGUGGAUCUUUAGAUCACACCACAAUGUUCUCUGCAGCAUGUCCUCGUUGUCUCUGUAGAGCACAUUGAAAAAGACCCAGAGGUGACAUUGAUUCUUUUUAGUUAACCUGAUACAGAACAGGGCAACACUCCUCAUUGAAUAUUGGCCUUUCACAGGCAUUGGCCUGACUGGUUAAGUUUCUUCCAGUUUCUUCUCAAAGUCAUGAGCAAGCCACCUCUUUUCUUUUGACUUUGCUUGUAUGAAAGUCACAAAGAAGAACACAUACAUUUUCAAAAUAAGUAGGUAAAACUUCUUUCAGUGUAUUUUCUAACUACAUUUUAAAGAAAAAUGCAGCAUUUUUGAAUAAAAAGACUGUAAACAUUUCUGGAGUGUAUUACUGUCAUGCUGGGCAUGAGUGGAGCAGCAGAUCUAUUUCUCAGAAGAGGUGUCUGUGCAAGAACUCUCUUUCACUACCCAAAGUUUGUAACAUAUGAAAAAUAAAAGUAAACUUUUUUUUCCUUUGUGGUUGCUGCUGUUUUAGAAGUCAUUAAUAUAUAGACAUGGGCAAGAGCACCUACCUCUGCUCUUGGAAAACACUGAGAUUUUGAACUAGGCAGGAUUUUGAGACAAGACCAUCAAGAGCAGAACCCCAUAGAACUGGGAACUGAAGAGAUACCUUUCAUUACUAUAGUUUGGAGAGAGCAGUGAGGGGCAGGUGGAAAGAGUGAAACACAAAGUCAAAGCAAAAAGUGCCACUACCAUCAUGAUGGUGGAAAAAUAUUCUGUCAUUCCUUUGGUGAGGACCAGAGGAAGGACAAGAGACAGAAGUGAAGCAGAGAAGGGUGAAGGAGGGAAGCUCAUCAGUGAAGAGCAUGCAAGUAGGAAGCAGGGAUGGACUGAGGAGACUGCCUGGGCAGAGGGAGAGGCCUGGCUCACCCUGCUUGAACAUACAGGUCAGAGAAGAGAGAAGCCCUCCAGUGUCCGGAGGUCCUCACCUUGGCCACUUCUGUGGCUAUUCCCGUGAGUCAGGACUGUGCCUUUUCCCAGAGCCCUGCAAGGACAGAGGCCAUCUGCACCCGCCAGUCUGAAACAGGCUUGGUCAGAAAUGAUACGUAUUUACUCGACUUCCUGACUUUUGGAGCCAGUCCUGUGAGUACAUGUGGUAGAAAACAUUUAUUCCAACUUCCAGUAUUUUCUUCUUGUUACCCUGGUUUUUCUGAGUUUUUUAUAGCCUUUUUGAUUUUCAUAAAUGGAGUCAGAUCUUUUUAAUUACUGUACAAUAUUAAGAGCAGUUCUACCUUUUUCCCACAGAUGUAACAUAAACAAAUCCUUUGUUUUUCAUUCUCUGUCCUUUGUUUGCGUAUUUCUAACCUGAAAACAAUUGUAACUGACAGUUGGUUUAGCCACUUGGCUGAGGGGUUAAAAACCCCAGAAGCCAAUCUUCUGCUAGACCCACAAAUGUAUAAAAAGUAAGAAAUAAAACAAAGAGGCUCUCUCUCCGCCUGGUUUCAGCUUUUGGGCCGGAUCGGAGAAACCUCUGCUCUGCAAAA